AUGUCAGAGGCCACCAACAGGAAGCUGAGGUUUAAGAAGGGUCGGAGUGCUACUUUUAGCAUCGAUGGCUUCAGCUUCACCAUUGUGGCUAAUGAGGACGCCGAUGGCAACAGCCGACCGCUGGACCGAUUUGCCCGCUCCAAGUCCCAGAGUGCUUUGUGGAAUGCCAUCACGGCAGGGAUCGGGAUCAAGGACAAGGGAAGUGGGUCGAGGGUUGUCCCUGACGACCCACAGACAUUGGAGGAGAUCUUGGCUGGCGAGCUCCCUGAUGGCCCAGACGUCACAGAGAAGACAGCCAUCAGAUUACGGUGCCUGGUGAAACAGUUGGAGAGGGGAGAGGCAUCCCUGGUUGACCUCAAGAAGAAUCUUGAAUAUGCAGCAUCUGUGCUCGAGUCUGUGUACAUUGAAGAGACAAGGAGACUGGUGGACACCGAGGAUGAGCUCAGCGACAUCCAGUCCGACUCGGUGCCGUCGGAGGUGCGUGAUUGGCUGGCGUCCACCUUCACGCGUCAGAUGGGGCUCAUGCUGCGGCGCACGGAGGAGAAGCCGCGCUUCAGGAGCAUCGUCCACGCCGUGCAGGCCGGCAUCUUCGUGGAGAGGAUGUACCGGCGCACCUCCAACAUGGUGGGGCUCAGCUACCCGCCGUCUGUCAUAGGUGUGCUUAAGAAUGUUGACAGGUGGUCAUUUGAUGUGUUUGCUCUGAACGAGGCGAGUACGGAGCAUGCCCUCAAGUUCAUCUUCUAUGAGCUCCUCACCAGAUACGACCUCAUUAACCGCUUCAAGAUCCCCAUAUCGGCGCUGGUGUCGUUUGUGGAGGCGCUGGAAGUGGGCUACAGCAAACACAAGAACCCGUACCACAACCUCGUCCACGCCGCCGACGUCACGCAGACCGUCCACUUCCUGCUGCUCAAGACCGGCAUGGUGCACUGGCUGACAGAGUUGGAGAUUUUUGCCAUGCUGUUUGCUGCUGCUAUCCAUGACUACGAGCACACGGGAACCACAAACAACUUCCACAUCCAAACAAGGUCAGACACGGCCAUCCUGUACAAUGACCGCGCGGUGUUGGAGAGCCAUCAUGUCAGUGCAGCAUAUCGCCUCCUGCAGGACGAUGACGAGAUGAACAUCCUGUACAACCUGUCCAAGGAUGACUGGAGAGAGUUGAGGGCUCUGGUGGUGGAGAUGGUGUUGGCCACAGAUAUGUCCUGUCACUUCCAGCAGGUCAAGACCAUGAAGAACUUUCUGCAACAACCAGAGAGCAUUGACAAGUCCAAGGCAAUCUCUCUCCUCCUUCAUACGGCUGACAUCAGUCACCCUGCUAAGAACUGGGAUCUGCACCAUCGCUGGACCACCUCCUUAUUGGAGGAGUUCUUCAGACAGGGCGAUAAGGAGGCGGACCUGGGCCUGCCCUUCUCACCGCUGUGCGACCGCAAGUCAACCAUGGUCGCCCAGUCCCAGAUCGGGUUCAUUGACUUCAUCGUGGUGCCGACCUUCACUGUUCUGACGGACAUGACAGAGAAGAUCGUCACGCCGCUCAUCGACGAAGCGGCGCACUCCAGCCUCGCUGGCUUUAGGCGCUCCAGUCUGAACAGUAUUACCUCUGUGGAUGCCAAGCACAGCAGCAUCAACAGCACGGGCUCUGACGGCAGCUCGUCCCACCACGGGGCCCUCCUGCCCGUCGACCCCAAGAACUUCAAGGCCAUCUGGAACGAGGAGGUGUCCCAGAACAGGGAGCGCUGGAAGGCCCAGGCCGCCAAAGAGACGGAGGAAAAGGCCCGUCGUGAGGCAGAGGACCAAGCCCAGCAGGAGGCCCCUGCGGCAAGUCAAGAGGGACAAACAGAACCAGACCAGCCAGAACCAAAGAAGGAGGAGGGCGAGGAGGGGGAUGGCCUUGAGUCAGUGGGCACUGAGAGCCCAUUGGACGAGAGCCCCGUCAGCCACCCUGGAGAGGGUGCCAACACUUUACCGAAUGGAGAGGUGUCAGAGGAAGCCAAAUCCCCAGGCAGUGAUGACAGCAUGAAACAAGAUGCUGAAUGGUCUCCUCUGAUUGGCCACAGAUGUGGAGGGAGGCUGGACACAGUGGACGAGGCCUCCAUGCUGCUGUCCCAACCCACACUGCUGCAGAGGAAGCAAGGGAGCCGACUCCUCGUCCAAAGCUCUGGUGUGCCCCCUGGUGGUUAA
Messenger RNA from Sardina pilchardus (European sardine), 2178 nucleotides. RefSeq names its product phosphodiesterase 1C, calmodulin-dependent b (gene pde1cb). Gene Ontology annotation, biological process: signal transduction. Gene Ontology annotation, cellular component: neuronal cell body. The record is from RefSeq and is a predicted model, not a curated record. The transcript has 18 exons. Lineage: Eukaryota; Metazoa; Chordata; Actinopteri; Clupeiformes; Clupeidae. Gene Ontology annotation, molecular function: calmodulin-activated 3',5'-cyclic-GMP phosphodiesterase activity. The coding region runs from base 1 to 2178 and encodes 725 amino acids.